Molecule: messenger RNA, 2853 nt
Organism: Numida meleagris (helmeted guineafowl)
Lineage: Eukaryota; Metazoa; Chordata; Aves; Galliformes; Numididae
Gene: GPRC6A
Product: G protein-coupled receptor class C group 6 member A
Exons: 6
Coding region: 1-2784 (927 amino acids)
Biological process (GO): G protein-coupled receptor signaling pathway
Cellular component (GO): membrane
Molecular function (GO): G protein-coupled receptor activity
Source: RefSeq, a predicted model, not a curated record
AUGGCAUUAUUUAGCUUAGUGCUGAUUCCCUUUGUGAUCAGCACUGACAUUGCUUCUGCUUGCCAGAAUACAGAUGACUUUGUGGGUGCCAGUUCUCCAGGAGACAUUGUUAUAGGAGGUUUGUUUGCAGUUCACAGUGAAAUGCUGCAUCCAGAAGAGCAUCCCAUCAAGCCAGUCAUUCAGAACUGUGCUGGCUUUGAAAUUCAAAUUUUUCUUCAGACUCUUGCAAUGAUACAUGCUAUUGAAAUGAUCAACAAUUCAACAUUAUUAUCUGGAGUUACUCUGGGCUAUGAAAUCUAUGAUACCUGUGCAGAAGUUACAAAAGCCAUGGCAUCUGCUCUGAGGUUCCUGUCCAAAUCCAAUACUUCUAAGGAUAUUGUAGAGUUCAAGUGUAACUAUUCAGACUAUGUACCAAGAAUUAAGGCAGUCACCGGAGCCAGCUACUCUGAGGUGUCAAUGGCAGUUUCAAGGCUAUUGGCUUUGCAACUAAUCCCACAGGUCAGUCCUGCAUCAUCAGCUGAAAUCCUCAGUGACAAAAUCCGUUUUCCUUCUUUCUUGAGGACUAUCCCCAGUGAUUUCCAUCAGACAAGAGCAAUGGCCCACCUGAUCUGUGAGUCUGGGUGGAACUGGAUUGGAGUAAUAGCCACAGAUGAUGACAACGGGCGCUUUGCCCUGGAGAGCUUUGGGGUCCAGGCCAUGGCUAACAGUGUUUGCAUAGCUUUUAAAGAAAUGCUGCCUGCCUAUCUCUCUGAUAACACCUUUCACACAAAAGUUGAUCGUGCAAUCGAGAAGAUUGUCAAGGAAACCAGAGUAAAUGUUAUUGUAGUCUUUAUGAGACAAUUCCAUGUGCUCAAACUAUUUAAGAAGGCAAUCGAGAGAAAUGUUAAAAAGAUUUGGAUUGCAAGUGAUAACUGGUCAACUGCAGUGAAAAUCAGUACAAUGCCCAAUAUCAGAAAGCUGGGAACUGUUGUGGGAUUUGGAUUUAAAAACAAGGACAUAUCCACAUUCCAAGACUUUCUGAGAAAUCUUCAUGAAAGGCCCACUGAAAACAACAAGUUUUUACACGAAUAUAUUAUGCUCCUGUCAGUCUGCGCACACCUGGAUAACUACGAUUUUCAAAUGUGCAUUUUGAGCCAAUCCCAGUAUGACCUGAUGCAAAAUGUUGAGAAUAAACAUCAGAUCUGGAGAGAUGAUUUUUUGAAUGCCAACAUUGAACCGGGAUUUAUCCAUAGUACUAUACUUGCAGUCUAUGCCAUUGCCCAUGCCAUUAAAGGGCAGUGCAAAGACAGAAACUGCAAGGAUCCCUCUGCUUUCACUCCCUGGGAGCUCCUUGAAGAACUUAAAAAAGUUACAAUCAUUGAUGAUGAUAAAGAAAUCAAGUUUGACUCCAAAGGUGAUAUGAGCGCUGGAUAUGAUGUUCUUCUUUGGAAAGAAGUUGAUGGCCAUGUGGAAAUCACCACUAUGGCAGAAUAUGACCCAGAAAACGGUUGCUUCAUCUUUGAGGAUGAGGAGAAAAAAAGAGAAUUUCUGAAUCUAAAGAAGGUUCCGUCAACAUGCUCCCAGCACUGCAGACCAGGACAGAUGAAAAAGGUUACAGAAAGUCCACACACAUGCUGCUAUGAGUGCGUUUACUGCCCUGAAAACCAUUACAGCAAUCGAACAGAUAUGGAUUAUUGCUACCAGUGUCACAACAAAACCUACUGGGCACCUGUGAACAGCACUAUGUGCUACAGAAAGACGAUCCACUUCCUCGGCUGGACGGACUGGUUCGCUAUUUUCCUGCUCCUCCUCUCUGCCUUUGGGGUUGUGCUCAUUUUGUCCAUCAGUGCAAUAUUCACUAAAAACUUGAGCACACCAGUUGUAAAGGCAUCUGGAGGUUUAACUGUCUGCUACAUUAUCCUCCUCAGCCACUUCUUCGUUUUUUUAAGCACUGUGUUCUUCAUAGGUGAACCCACAGAAUUCAAGUGUAGAACUAGGCAAGCCCUCUUCGGCAUAAGUUUUGCACUCUGCAUUUCAUGUAUUUUAAUAAAAUCACUAAAAAUUUUACUAGCCUUCAGCUUUGAUCCCAAGCUGCAGAAUUUCUUGAAAUGUGCCUAUAAACCUAUAACCAUUGUAUUCAUCUGCACUGGGAUUCAGGUUAUCAUUUGCACCUUCUGGCUAAUAUUUAGGACGCCUUUCGUAAAGCAAAAUUUCUCUAUUCCAAGAGCCAUAAUUCUGGAGUGUAAUGAGGGCUCUGUUGUGGCUUUUGGGAUUAUGCUGGGCUACAUAGCUGCUCUAGCCUUCAUCUGCUUCAUAUGUGCCUUUAAAGGCAGGAAGUUACCAGAGAACUACAACGAAGCUAAGUUCAUAACCUUUGGCAUGCUAAUUUACUUUAUAGCAUGGAUAGUAUUUAUCCCUGUCUAUGUAACUACGUUUGGCAAAUACCUUCCAGCAGUGGAGAUCAUUGUUAUAUUAAUAUCCAAUUAUGGGAUUCUCUGUUGCACUUUUUUUCCUAAGUGCUAUGUCAUAAUUUACAAGCAAGAAACAAAUACAAAGUCCGCCUUCCUCAAGAUGAUUUACACGUACUCUUCCAAGAGCGUGGGCAGCAUUGCUGUCAGCCAGAUUUCCUUGGACUCGAAGUCUUCCAGCUCCCGAAUCACUGCCUCAGACUCAUGUAAUGCUGAGAAAAGCUCUGUGAAUGGAAACUGCCAUUUUCAAGUGCCUGGGCAGACGCCAGUAAAAGAGAAACUUGUUUCUGAAAGUGCAGCAAGGACUCUGUCCAGGAAAAGGCUGUCCAGCAUUUGACUGGGCAUUUUUGAAGAACUAGAAGAGGAAAAGCCAUUUUAGUGAGACAUUUCUCCUUCAGGUCUCUCU